AUGACCGCUCGUAACCAGCUCAAAAUAAACCCGGUCGUUCACAAACCGCCCCUCGGUGUUACGCUGCUCCAGAUGUGGACGUGACGCGAGUCAUUACAUGAGCUAAGGCUGCACUACAGUACCGACCGCACAGCUGCACAAGAUGUCUGCUGAGCUGUACACUGCGAGUGGGUCAGGUGGGAAUGAUGCAAGUCCUCAAAGCACCACAGUGGGCGGCAGCAAACCUUUGCACCGCUUCAUGAAAGGGCAGCCCAAGAUUAUUGGCGUCAUUACUCUGGUCUUGGGUAUGUCCUUCUUUAUCAUGUCCAUCGCAGUCUCAGGAGAAACCCCUGGUCAUCAAUUAUGGACAGCCAUCCCACCUGGCUUCCUGCUGGGAACACUGUUCAUCAUAUGUGGGAUUCUGUAUAUUCUGACAGAGCACAACCCGACCAAGAAAACAGUCACCUUAUCGCUGGCUCUCACUAUCGUGGCGAUACUGGGGGCGUUCUGGACUAUCUUGCACAUCCUGCCCGAUAUAAUACAUGCCCACAACUACAGGAACUAUGAUUAUUUUGAAGACCAUAAUACAGAAACUGAGGAAGCAAAAUGGUCAUCAAUCUUUGAGGCCAUGGGAGUGGCUAUAGAAGGGAUCUUUCUAUUCUACAGUUUUGCUGGUGCAAUUAUUUUCAUUGUAAUGUCAGCACUUGCUGGGGCUGCCCUGCGUUCCACAAAGAGCCAGGCCAUUGUAGUGAUGACUACUGCGCCAACUGAAACUCCAGUUGAAUGACGAGCACAAGACAAAGGUCUGAAGUGUGGACAAACUGAGCAGAGAGAAGAAAUAUGAAGCAUACUGAAAAGUAUUUCUCAUGUUACCUGACUCCUAAUUAUUAACCAGUUCUCAUUAGCAUGUUGUGAUCAUUGUAUAAAAUACAAUACAGAUUAUAUAUGUGUAUGA
Molecule: messenger RNA, 934 nt
Organism: Toxotes jaculatrix (banded archerfish)
Lineage: Eukaryota; Metazoa; Chordata; Actinopteri; Toxotidae
Exons: 7
Coding region: 143-766 (207 amino acids)
Source: RefSeq, a predicted model, not a curated record